ACUUCGAAAACGGUGCCUUCCCGUGAUUGGCAAAUUGUAACUGGGGAACAACUGCAAGAUUACAGUCAGUCCGAGUGGGAUCAACUGUUAAGGCAUAAGUACAUCGUAUUUGCAAGAACAAAUCCCGAACAAAAAUUGCGAAUCGUCCAGGAAGUCCAACGGCGGGGUGAGACCGUUGCUGUCACCGGAGGUGGCGUCAACGAUGCUCCAGCUCUCGCACACGCUAAUAUCGGCAUUGCCAUGGGUUUAUGUGGCAGUGACAUCGCCCGUCAGACUGCCGACAUUGUUUUGUUAGACGAUAACUUUGCAUCGAUCGUGAUGGGGAUCGAAGAGGGACGGCUUCUAUUCGAUAAUCUCAGGCUCUCUUUGGCGUAUACAUUCGCUCAUCUCUGGCCGGAAAUCUUUCCGAUUAUGCUCACGUUUAUACUCGGAUUACCACAAGGAUUGUCGCCAAUGCAGAUCCUUUCCAUCGAUUUGGCUUCUGAGAUGCCUCCAGCCGUGUCGCUUGCUUAUGAGCAACCCGAACAAGACAUCAUGCUAACUCGUCCACGUAGUCGGAAAACUCGUCUCCUUUCAAAAGGACUGCUCGUUUACGCAUACCUCUUUGCUGGCACUGGUAUCACUAUUGGUUGUAUAGCCGCAUACCUUAGUGUAUACUGGUACCACAACAUCACGUUUCGGGAUUUGUUGUUCACAGCUGAACAUCAUUGGAAAAUUGGCGCCGUGAAUUUUACUACCAGUGACGGUGUGGUUUACGAUGAGAACCAGCAGUUGUUCAUAAAAGGACAAGCAGCUGGCGCCUGGCAGGUGGUACUUGUUAUGUCUCAGGUGUUUCACCUCUACAACUGUGCAACUCGCCGAGUGUCUGUCUUCCGACAUGGCAUCACCAACGUCGUGUCCAUAUUCGCAGUGAUCAUUGAGAUUCUCCUUCUGGUAAUGUUCGUUUACACACCAGUCAGUCAGUACUUCAUGGACACACAUGCUCCACCCCCACAUGUAUGGGCAAUCGCCCCGUUGGUUGGACUCUAUCUCCUCGCUUACAACGAGGGCCGAAAAUACCUCAUUAGGAACUAUCCCAAAAGUAAAUUCAUAAAACUCGUGAAAUGGUAA
Messenger RNA from Haemonchus placei, 1110 nucleotides. Lineage: Eukaryota; Metazoa; Nematoda; Chromadorea; Rhabditida; Trichostrongylidae. The record is from the annotation of a GenBank genome assembly.